Molecule: messenger RNA, 2516 nt
Organism: Vitrella brassicaformis
Lineage: Eukaryota; Vitrellaceae
Source: the annotation of a GenBank genome assembly
UUCGCAGGCCACGAAAGAGGCAUCCACCUGGAGAUCCUCGAGCGAUGACGUCAUUGUGAGUGAAGAUCUUGGAGAUCUUGGAGAGUGGUUGAAGGAAGCAUGGCAGUGGCUCAUCUGAAGGACAAGUGGGGCAUCAGCCUGUCAGAAGGUAACCACAGCAGGCUUCAGCAUCAUGGCUACCUUAUCGCUGAUGAACCAUGUCUGUGUUUGUUGUCGUCUUAUCACCAGAUGGCGUGGAUGAGUGUCUGAAUCACGUGGAGGCCGACUCGAUGGACGCCGUGCACCCAAAGGCCGCAGAAGAGUAUCUCCUCAACACUGACAUCAGGUAUGUACACGAUAUGGGCCAGCAUCUGUAUUGUCUGAAUGUGGGUGCCUGUCUGUCUGUCUGUGUGCGGAUUCAGGAAGGCUGGUGUGCUGUCGACCAUUCCUGAGAACCUCCAGAGGGCAGGCAGCACACAACUCGACGUACAAAACGUGACGCACGGCAGAUGCUCGCACAUCCACUGGUGUCUUGGGGUGUGCUUGGCUGUGUGUAUGCGGGUUGAUAGGGUCCGCAUUUCGUGCAAGUCAUCAAGAUAGUGGACACCACCCAGCCGUCGAGGAAGGCCGAGGAAACGGAGAGUGAGUCAAGUGACACUCUCACACAAACACUAGGCACUGCCGUGUCAUGUACUGUUUGUUUGCUACAUACAGGUUACAAUCGUCUGCUGCUGUUGACACUCCAUGACGGCCAGCAGCGCAUCGCCGCCAUUGAGUACCAAACCAUCGACCAACUCAGGUCGGUAACACACCCACAUGCCCACCCACCACAUCACCCACAGACACACGGCGACACUCUCUUCUCCACCGCAGUUUGAAUGUCCCCCCCGGCACCAAGCUGCUCCUGGGUGGUCGUGGCCGCUCGCCCGUCGGUGUGCGCAACGGUGUUGUGCUGCUCGACCCCUCGUGUGUCAUCGUCCUGGGCGGCUACGUCGAGCGCAUGGUCGAGGCAUGGAAGGUACCCACUCAUCCAUACAGCACCACAGACAGACAGACAGACAAAUGUGCAUGGACCUCUCUGUCUGUCUGUCUGUCUGUGUGCGUGUGUCUGUGUGUGUGCAGGUGAAUCAGGAGGUGCAGGCGUCGCGCCUGUGGCUCAAGUCAGCAAAGCCGCAAGACGCCGGUGGCAGUGGUGGGCAGGACCCCCAGCGGCCGAACCGCAACUUUGCCGACGACGACGGACCGCCGAGGUUCCAGCCCUUCAAACAGGUGGCUGAACCAAACGGAGGAAGGGAAAAAAGGCUCCCUGUUCAACCCUGCGUAUCUCUCUGUGUGGCUAUGUGUUGCCAGGGCAUGGCGACUGACCAGCGGCAAGGCAAGGCUCGCCCCUCUCCCUCUCCUCUUCCCCCACCAUCCCAGGCCACAUCAGCCGCUCCACCUGACUCCAACAGCAGGGCACCAGACGACGAGCAGCAGCCAGACGAAGGCCCAAGAUUCGACAUUGCUGAGCUCGGAGGGGCGGGAAACAAGCCACAGGUGAAUUGGCAGGAAUGGACACAAAAAGCAAAUGGAAUCUCUCUCUCUGUCCUUCCCCGACAGACGCACAUCAGUGCGAGUGCAUUCAAGGCGGCCGAGCAGGGUGGGAGAGGUGGCCGCGGGCAGCGGGGGAGGCGCGGCCGUGGACGUGAGGGGGACGAAGACUUUGUGGAUCGCGACCUGCAGCAUUAUGUGGCCGACAACCGUCGGGGUCAUUCGGGCGGUAUGUCGCUCGACAUGUUCAUCAAGAAGGACAAGAGGGCGGAGGCAGCGGCAGCAGCAGGGCCGUCGCAUCAGGAGGAUGAAGGCGAGGGCGAGGAGGAGUGGGAGGACUGGCCAGAGGCAUACCAACAGCCACAACCAUCACAGCCACCAUACUCCACACCAGGUGGGUGGCGAAUCACUCCAAACCAAGGACGCACUCUACACCUUGGCUACUCGGGGCUCUCUCGCUGUGUCUGUGUGGUCUCAUCAAUCUAAUGCAGGCCCACCGCCGCACAACGGCUUCUCCCAAGACCGCCGGAGGAGCUACCCGGCGGACAGCAACUCUUAUGACUACCAGCAGCAGCAGCAGCAGGCGUCAUACAGAGGUGGGAGAGGUGGAUCCUUCGACAGCAUGCCCACUGGUGGUGGUGGUGGUGGUGGUGGUGGGCGUGGAUGGAGGGGUGGCGGUGGCCAUUAUGGCCGCGGCGGGCGUGGGAGAGGUGGAGGGGGGAGGGGCAGAGGGGGGAGGGGCAGAGGGGGGAGGGGAGGAGGAGGGCACAGAAGAUGGUAGGCAGCAAAGAGAGGCACGACUGGCCCGUCAAUGGGUGAGGUGACUGGGUGGGUGACUGAGAGAGGGGCACCCAUGCAUACUGCUAUUUGUCUUAUGGAUGGAUGGAUGGAUGGCAAUGGGUUGUGUAUUGUGUGUGCCGGUUGUGGAGUUGGUCAUUGCACGCAUUCAUCCCUUCAUCGCGUGACUGACAGUAGUUGCCAGCAUUAAACUCAGCGUAGCGUCAAAA